This is a messenger RNA of Cololabis saira (Pacific saury), 2284 nucleotides long. RefSeq names its product 5-azacytidine induced 2 (gene azi2). The record is from RefSeq and is a predicted model, not a curated record. The transcript is spliced from 8 exons. Gene Ontology annotation, cellular component: cytoplasm. Bases 172 to 1377 code for a protein of 401 amino acids. Lineage: Eukaryota; Metazoa; Chordata; Actinopteri; Beloniformes; Belonidae. Gene Ontology annotation, biological process: canonical NF-kappaB signal transduction.
CUCGGACCAGACACUCGUCCAGCUUCGUCUCCUUUGUUUUUCCCCCCAGGAAACGGGUCUUUCCCCCCCACACACACCGUGUACAAAUGGUAAUCCCAUGCGGCCAUUUGAUACCUAAUUGAGGAAAGCAUCUCACACGGUCUCUCUGCUGCAGUUUAGGCCUGUGCAGGCAUGGAGCCCCUGGCAGUGGACGAUGACAUUUGCAUCCUCAAACAUGAGACUGCAUACACAGCCGCUGGUGAAAGCCCUGUAUCAGUGUGUGCCGGUGACGAAUCUGUUGCCUCCCAUUUUGCACUGGUCACGGCCUAUGAGGACAUCAAGAAGAGGCUCAGAGACACGGAGCGAGAGAAUACCUUGCUGAGGAAAAGGGUUAAGCAGCUAGAGGACAAGCUCUUCAGACCUGAAGCUCCUCCAUCAGAGGGUCCUCAGUAUGUGAACAAGGCUUUUAGUGCUUACCGAGGAAUCUACAUGGAGAAGGAGGAUCUACAGUUGGAGCUUAACAAGCUGAAAAAGGAGAAGAGUGAGAGUGAAAGGUUGCUGACUGAGCAGCUCCAAGCGAAAGAGUUGGAGCUGCUUCAGCUAAGGACGGAGUUGGAGACCAGCCAAGGUACAGUGAUGAAGAGCCUGAACAGCCCUCAGGACUACUGGCAGGUAGAAAUGGUCAACACUGAGAUCCAGAUCCACAAACUGCAAGAGGAGGUAGAGAGGGUGACACUGGAGAACAGUCGGCUGCUGGAAAGAAGCACAGGGGAACCUCAUGGCCUUAACGGACCGGACUUGGACCAGACCUGUGACACAAAGUAUAAUGAAAGGGAAAACACCAUGCAGCAUACAUACACAGCUUUGUGUAAUGAGUUCACCCGUCUCCAUUCCGAGAUGAAGCAGCAAACAAGCCUGAUUAGGAAACUCAGGCCCGUGAUCAAUGAGACAAGACAAGCUGCCUCAAAUGUCCCAAUCCAGUGUUUGGACGACAUUGAAAAGAACAACAACCUCCCAGUCCCUCGGGUGUCAGGUCCACACCCGCCCAGCGCCCCACCGCUCCCCUCCUGCUCCGGGCGGCCCUGCCCCCCCGUCAGCGGCCCCCCGGGCACGCUGCUGCCGGACGGGCUGAGGGAGGACUGCUGGUACAACGGACCCUGGCCCUCUCAGGAUAGUUCAGGAGACGUGCUGGCUGGGAGGGACCUCCACACUGUCGUGCUGCCCCCGCCUCCCCUGAACCAGGCCUCGCUGGAUGACAGCUCCCACUCCUUCCCCAGCCCCCCCAAGCCCAGUGAUGCCACUUUCUGGGAGGGACACGCAGCUGCGUCCAACUCCUCUUCCUCCAUGGGAAACAGCAGUCACAACCCUUCCAGUACAGAUUGGGUCAAGCCCUAUUAACAGAAACUUUGAAAGGAGAAUUAAUGAUUAAUAACGGGGUGGAAAAGAAACAAACGGAGGAAUGGGUGAACUCUCCAACUCUGCCACAUAGCUACCACCUAACCUGCCUUAAGUUGAUUAAACCACUCAUUAGUGGUGAGCUCCAAUGGACCUGCUGGUUGUAGGAACGAAUCAAGGCCUGAUGUGGUCUUUUUUUGAGGUAAAUACAGUCAAAUCAUUCUUUUGCCAUCUCUGCACACUGCAUCACUGAACAUAUAGACCUGCAGAGAGAGAUCUGAUGAGAGACCCUCAAAGAUUGAAAUCCUUUCUAAAUGUGUAUGUGUCUUUUUAUGCACAUAUAAGUGUGUGCCUGUGUAUGCAGAUCCAUGUGUGGGCAUCUUAGGCCUGCCUGAGUCUGUAUAAACCCAACAGAGCUCAAAGGGUGUCUUUCCUCAUAUAUUGUGGCCAAGGAUCACUUGAUCCACAGCAUAGAAGUAUAAUUUGUAUAAUUGUACCUCCUUAAUGGAAGUCUUUUUAAGUUGGAUCACUGUAAAGUAUACACGUUAUAUAGCCCCAUGUUUGUCCCAUGAUCAUUUGUGGGACAUUUCUGGGUUUAGGGACUUGGAAUUUUGUCUUUUUGUGUUGUUAUGGAGACAGGCAUUCAGUAUCUGUAUCAUGAGUGUAGUUUAUUUGUUUUUUGUUUCAGUUUUCAAAUAUUACCAAAUUUAAAUCUUUGUUAUUUUGCACCAAAAACUUUGUAUACUGCAUCACUUUGGAGAUUGAUGUAUUUAUUUGGAUGUUUAUGGAGAUUGCAGUGUUGGACAGAUAUUGGCAAUCUAAAAAUGUUACCUGCACCAGAAAACAGAGAUUCAUGAUUUCACAACUCAUGCAAGCUUCCUUAAAUCUGCCACUUCUCACAUAUUCCUUU